Molecule: messenger RNA, 4221 nt
Organism: Plasmodium coatneyi
Lineage: Eukaryota; Apicomplexa; Aconoidasida; Haemosporida; Plasmodiidae
Exons: 1
Coding region: 1-4221 (1406 amino acids)
Source: RefSeq, a predicted model, not a curated record
AUGAAAAUCCUGCGCUCGCUGGGGCGCCACGUGGGGUGCCCCCUUAAGAUUCAAAGGUCCAAGAGAACAAUAAACAAAAGGAGCAGUGUCCACCUGGGGAACAAUUAUGUUUACCUUUCAACAUUGCGCGAAUGGGUGAAAGGGGAAGCAAAAGAGGAAAAACUCGAUGAACCUUACGGGAUAACAACCCUCAUCCGUAGCAAUGGGAAUGGCGUUAUCGAUUACCCCCCGAAGAAGGUGUCUUCUCCCCCCGUUUCUCAUUCACAGCAUGGCAGGUCCACCGAGACAGAAGCAGUGAAGAACAAGAUAGAACACCUCAUGCGAAGAAACACGCAGGGCACCCUAAACGACACGGUGUUUCAAAUUCUCUCUGUAAUUAACGAAAACCCGAAAAACAAAGACGUAUACAUAAAUAAGAAAGUUUUAAUUGCCUUCCACACUCUGUUAAUAAGGAAGAAAUACCAUUUGAGCAUUUCCAAGGGAAGCAUAUGCAACGACCUUCACCCAACCAUCUUCCACUACAUCCACCACAAUGCCAAUCUACACUUAAAGUACUAUCACUUAAGUAACGUCAGUGAGUUGCUUCGCGGUUUGUCUAAGUAUAUGCAUAAGGUGAAUCCAAGUGAAUGCACUAAAGAGUUAGUUCAGAAUAUUUUUUAUUUUCACUUCUUUUCCCACUUUAACAAUUUUUACUAUUUAAGAAGAGGGGUAAAUCUUGAUUCUUUUCGUGGGGACCAUGAAGGGGGUGCAUUCGUCAAGAAGGGCAUUCACACUGAGGAUUGUUGUCACCCCGGGGAGGGGAGGAACCCUCCUGACAGAGCAACACUCCAGUUGGGGACCCCUCCAAAUGGGGGACUAACCCAAUGCCCUCUCAAACGAAGUAAUCCAUGUGGUGAUCCUAAUCAGAGGGAUGAAGUCACCUUCGGGCACCUCAACAGUUACGUUGUUUUUCUGAGCAACCACCCGAUGUACACCUCGGAGAAGGUUCUACACACUAUUUCGCUACUCGCUAAUAAAGUUACCCAAGUAGACAUAAGCGCUAAAUUGGCACUAUCCUUCUUAUCCUCUAGCAUGAACAUUUUUGAUAAACAGAAGGGGAACAGGCGGAAGCUCCUCCUGCAAAGGAAAGUGAACUACGACAUACUGCACGCUGUGAUAAGGCAGUGGAACGAUAAAGUGGGGGUAGUAACCAAAGAAGGGGGGGAACCCCCAUGUGCCCACAUGAACGAAGCAAAGAAAAACGCAUAUCCACCCUUUGUACCAAACCUGUGGGCAUACUCACAUAUAAUUAAUAUUUUGAAAAUUUUAAAGGUGAAAAAUUUCCUCUCUUCCAAGUUUUCCUUUUCGGAGGACGUGGAACGGUGUCUAAUGCAGCUCUUCAAAAGCGCCAUGAGCCUUUUGGGAAGGUUCACUCAAGGUGCUUCUCCCUACCUGAUUGGGAAAGAAAAAUGUUACUCUCAUUGGAGCGCUGUCCCCACGCAGAACGAGCUCAACAGCAUUGCAACGAUCUACGUUAACGUGGCAGUCCUCCUCAGCGAAGUAAAAAAUUGCUCCACCCUCCGUUGGUCGAUUAUGACAAUACUGAACAGCUGCUACAGGAUUGUGCUUACGUACUACCCCAUGCUGCACGAAAAUAUGCUCAUCAAUCUUGUUAGGGGAAUCAACCACCAGGUGGCAGCCUAUUCUGAUAUGACUUCUUUUAGGAGUUGCUCCUCUCAAAUGCAGGAAGUAGAGGUGGGAAGAGAUCCCCCCUGCGGGAUGUCCCACUCGAGGGAAGGAGAAGAACUACUGAAUGCGCCUAAAGCGUUGUUGCACCUCCUUGGGGAGGUAACUAACUGUCUGAUAUUUCCAAGCAGAGAAGAGAAAAGGCUACCCACGGAAAAACUCAUAAUAGUUCUUAGCUACCUGGACAAAAUCAGCAAAAUUUACCUUCCCUUCACCAACAACGAAAUGCUGAAAGGGUGCAUUUUAAAACUUUUGCAAGAAAUUGGGAAGCAAAUUCUAAACGAAGAAGCAAAUGUAUCCAACCACCACAUGUUAAUAUUGAUGAAUGUAGAGUUGUCUCAUCGAGGUGGUCAACUGAAUGUCCCCCUCCUGCACGCAUGCCUCAACCACCUGGAGGAGGGCUCCUCCAACCUGUUCCAGAACGAAGCAGAGAUCAUUCUAUUUCUGCACUUUUUGAAAAGGUUUCGUGAGGCGAAGAAGGUUUGUGGUGAUUGCACCUACACCCACAGUGAAGACCAUACCCAACACGAUGAUACGUUGCUUUUUCACAGAGAAACCGCUAGUAGGGGCAGUCUAUAUCAGGUCGAUAGAAUGGUUACCCAACUGGCAGAUAAAGUUACUCGUGUAGUUUUCUUCCCCAGGGUACCCAACUUGGCCAAUGCACCCACCUGGUUUAACCAGACAACACCCCUCAUAAGAGGCCCGCACAAAAUGUACCCCCUCAGAGUGUACUUCCUGGCAUAUGAACAUAUCUCCCCAAAUUACCCAAAUGGGGAACGCAUAAAGGAUACUUUACUCAACCGGUUAACGCAACUCAUGCAGUUACAAAAGGGGAAGCUAACGGAGGAAGAUUUCUUUUCCAUUAUGUCGUCUCUACUGAAGCAUAAAAUUGUGGACCAUAAUGCUUACUUGCUAUAUGACUCUUUUUUGAGGACACGUGGUGGGUUCCUCCAAAUGAAGUAUGUCUUCUUGGUGUUGAAGCGGAUUCUGGAGGAAAUUUCUGAGGGCAACUUACUUAGUAUAUGCACACACGAUUCGUCUUCGCAGGUUAGUGUAGACUCCCCACUCUUAUCCAUCAUAAACACGUCAUGCGAUCUCAUCCUGCGUGACAAUCAGUACCGUGAAAAUUUCACCUUUUUUAAGGAGAUUCUGCACGUGUAUCUAGAUAAGUACCCAUGCUUUGGAGAGAUAACCCCCCAAUUUAACCUCUUCCUGUUGGCCCACUUCAACAAUUUUCUAUGCACAAUGGAACAGUUAAGUGAAAGUGAGCUGGCCAGACUAGUUUACCACAUGGCUAGCUUUUACUACACGAUUAAUAAGUUUUCAAACGAUGGGUUCGAUAUAUGCGGGGCAAAAUGUAACUUAACUUGCCACACUGUUGCAAAUUCGUGGGGGGAAAAAAAAGAACAAGUAAAAAUUAGGGGCGAUUCCAUCGGUUCCUCUCACCGUCUAUUACCUACGCCUUCCCACAACGAUGUUAAGUCGGAUGGUGCCUCCCAUCUGAACAAUCAAGGGAGCAUAACCGUCCACUCGGGGGAAGACAAAAUGAUCCCCUACAACGAGCAGGACAUGGGCAAGAAACUGCUCCAGCAGCUUAACUGCCUCUUGGAUGCACUAUACACUGAGGAACUAAAACGUCAGAAACGCAACGACCACAUGAGAUUAUCCCUCAGUAAUAUUAUUCAAGUGUUUCUUUCUUUGAAAAAUGCGAAACUGAGACACAUCGACUUGAUGCGUGUACUUUCCGAAAGGUGUGUCUCCGUCAUGUUUUCCCAACGAGGGACCAUAAAGCUAGAGCUGCAGAUUCGGUUCUUUAACAGUGUGGUGUUUCUGGACUAUUUAAAUGCUCUGGAUGAGGCAUUUCUACGCUUGGGUCAUUGCCACCCACGUGGGGAAGACGACACCUCCAUGCAACCGAGACACAUCCUCUAUGAGCACUUUCAGCAACUACCCAGACAAGCUCUAUACACGUCAAACAUUUCGACGUACCUCCUCAACUUCGUCUCCAUCCUGGAUUAUCUACCCAUCCAGCAUCAGAGAAGGGGUGGUCAGAAGGCCGCACGUUGGGUUUGUGAACUCCUUCAAAUGUUCUUCCCUAAAGAAGUUGUACGUUCCACGAAUACGUCUACACGGAGUAGUAAAAAUGAUCAGUGCUACUCUCCCCCCCCAACCAAUCUGGACAAGCGAAACGUCUUUUUGCUCCUCAGCCUCCUGCACCUGGGUAAGUACCCGCAUGUAAAUAUUGGGACAUUCCCCUUAAAGUUCUUGCAACAGUUUUACAGCCAUUUCAUUCUUAGCGAAUUCGCUCACCUGGGUGUCAGUUCAGCAGUGCGGUCCUCCUCCACCCAUCAGAGCAUUUACAAAUUUUUGGAGACUUACCUGCGGAAGGAAUUUCCAAACUAUGACAUUUACAACGAAGAGGAGGUGCUCCUCUACAAGGUGGACCUGGUCAUCCGGCCGAAGCGGCACAGUCAUUUGUCUACAUGCGUUUGUUGA